AUGCUUCUUUUGGUACAAAAGCUUAGCAAAUUAUACCACAACCUGGAAAAUCACCACUACCACCAUCCAGCAGAGGUCGAUGUUUUGUCGGCUUCUCUACAGGCUUUUAGGUCCGAUGUUUCGAAUUGUCUGAACCAGUUGUUGUCUUUCAAUCCGGAACCCAGAUCAGAAAUCUUGACUUUUUCAUGGAUCCAACAAUGUCUCCACCUCCUCCUCCUAAUCAACAAGGCGUUUCUAAAGCUACUCAAGCACAUAGACUACCCCAUGACCAGCUGGGAAGCUGCUUCUCUCGACGAGUAUCUCAACUACGGCUUGCAUUUGCUGGAUCUUCUCAAUUCCGUCAGUUCCUCUCUUUCUCACCUGUCGCAGGUUAAGCUUUCAUUUGCUUAUGGCCUCACCCUCGUCGGCAAUUCACCUUCCACGGCUAUUGAGCAUCUCAAACCAAUCCAUCCGCAAAGUUCGAGCAAGGACAUCAAGGGAUUGUUGAACAAGGAAGAUUGUGAGGGGAAAUUCGGUUCUUGCAAGGAAAGGGUAGUCAAUGAAGCUAUGGUGGAGAUGAAGAGUAUUGGGUUUUGGGUAUUUGGGGUUGUUUUGGCUUCCUUGUCUGGGGAGACAAAACCAUACUUGGAGAUGAAACAAGUGAUUGCCAGGUUCAAUAGUUCUUUGUUGAUUGAUGUAAUAGAUUCAUGUGUUUCUAUAGUGGAGAAAGGUGAGACAUUGAAAGAGGUGAAGGAGCUGAACAAUUCAGCCAAUUGCCUAGUAUCAGCCAUCGUCUAUGGGGAAACUAGUGAUGCAGCCAUGGAUUUGGAAGGGAAAUUGGGUGUUUUCGAGAAGCAGAUGGAGGUAUUGGAGAAGCAAGUGGAUGCCUUGUUUUCGAAGGUAUUGGCAACCAGAAAUGAACUGCUUCAGGGUGUUAGACAAUGCAAGCAAUGA
Messenger RNA from Hibiscus syriacus, 933 nucleotides. Its product is annotated as protein BPS1, chloroplastic-like. The record is from RefSeq and is a predicted model, not a curated record. Bases 1 to 933 code for a protein of 310 amino acids. Lineage: Eukaryota; Viridiplantae; Streptophyta; Magnoliopsida; Malvales; Malvaceae. The transcript has a single exon.